UUAGCAGGGUGUUAUCUCACUGCGGUUUGCGAUAUGGAGGGUAAGCCGUGGGCUCCACAUAUGGUCACCUUAUUAGGGGUGGGUAUGAGGAGGGGGAGUGAUUGGGCCUCUGGUAGCAUCACUCAAACGGCGAAACACAAAGCAAGCGUUGUUUCACGCCGGUUUUCUGUGAGGCCGAGGUAUCGAGUCGAAGCAUGGCUCUCUCUGCGUAUCAACUACAACUACGCGACUACGCAACGGUCUAUUUGGCCAUGUCAUAAAAAAUGUAUGGAAAACGACGCUGCAACGACGCAAGGCCUACUAAUGGGGCCUCACCCUCAAUUGCUGCUUACUGCAUAGGUAUUCUUGGCCACGUGACGGGUUUGUUUAAUAAGUACUUACAUAAAUGAAAAUUGAUUACUUUACCGACAAUUAAACAUUUUAUUGUUUCGAUAUUCAAUUGAAUAGUUUAAGAACAUCAUAACCAAUAUACUGCCUCGUUCUACUCAAAUCGUUGUAGUGUAUUCUUUUGCAAUUACCUAAAUGCUGUAGAUUGUGGGAUUACUAUAAGGAUCGGAACGUUAGGAGCGAUGUGGCGACGUCAGAAAAUUAAAGGAAUACUUUAUUUGUUCCUAGGUAAGUAUUUUCAUAAUAGUCAGCAACUAAAUACCAGUAAGAACUGAGAAAUUAGUUUCUGAGCCUGUCCACAUCUCCACGUCGCGACAUCAACGUCAACUUGAACGGUGUGGUGUGGCACCGACUUCUUACCUAUCAGUCUAUCAGUGGGUGGGUAAUCUAUCAGUACUAAUAAUAGUUAUUUUUUGCUUUUUAGUCAUGAUUUUGAAGUCGGUUUUUUGGUGUUAAAAAUUGAGGGGGCGACAUUGGGGAGGGAGGGAAUUGGGUGUACGGUAAUCUCACACGGCGAAACACAACCAAAGUGUUGUUUCACGCCAGGUUUCUAGGACUCUGGUCGAUUCGGCCCAUUCGUGCCUAAGCAGGGUCUCCCACACUUACGUUGCGCAACGCACUAAUGGGCCUCGCCCUAUGAUAGCACGUACCGUACUGUUCCACGUUGCCGAUGUCGUGACGUGGAGAUAUUGGUCCUAUACAUAAGCUUUUAUUGGAUAUCGUCUGAAGAUGUACAUAUGAACAGCAGUUUUAUGUACAAAGAUAUAAUGAUGUUCAGAUAGGCAUCCUAUGUGUAAUUGUGUAGUAGAAAGGUUACAACUGAUUUUAUUCAAUGACAUUGUUACAGUCGCAUUCACACUAAGCGUAGAGUUCACGAGCGCACAAUUAGAGGAAAAUGGCAUGAAUCUUUACAAUAAUAGAAGGAUGGGACGCCUAAAAAAUAAGUCACCCAAGCAGAAACUGUGGGCCCCCGGAACUCUAGACAAUGAUAGAAAACUCUCACAUGAGAGAUCACAGAAAUACAACAUGUCAGUCCGAAAUAAAGAAGUCUUACGCGAGAGAUCACAGAAACGCAAUAUGACAGUUCCAAAUAAAGAACUCUUACGUGAGGGAUCAGAGACAUACAACAUGCCAGUUCGAAACAAAGAACUCUUACGUGAGGGAUCAGAGACAUACAACAUGCCAGUUCGAAUUAAAGAACUCUUACGUGAGAGGCCAGAGACAUACAACAUGCCAGUUCGAAUUAAAGAACUCUUACGUGAGAGGCCAGAGCCAUACAACAUGCCAGUUCGAAUUAAAGAACUCUUACGUGAGAGAUCAGAGCCAUACAACAUGCCAGUUCGAAAUAAAGAACGCUUACGUGAAGGAUCAGAGACAUACAACAUGCCAGUUCCAAAUAAAGAACCCUUACGUGAGAGAUCAGAGAAAACCAAUAUGAGAGUUCGAAAUAUCAGUGGCAGUGUAGUAGAAUCGGCCACGCCGAAAGCUAGUCGUCGCUUGGCAACUGUAAAGUAUCAUUCCGAUAUAAGUAAGGAGAAUAUUAAACUCUGUCAAAUUAUAGCUUCAACAUACCUUGCUUCUUAUGCAGAUUUAAGAGCACACUACAAUCUACGUUACUUCUACCAAGGAAAUUAUGAAUACGAAGCCGGAUACUUAGUGAACGAUAUACUAGCGAAAUAUCAAAGAAUGCUAGAAAUUUUUCACAUCGCUCAAAAUCGAUAUUUCAAACAUUUGAACAAACACUAUAUAAAAACCAACUACAUGCUGUAUUUGUAUACCAAUAUUUUGACGUUGGGGAAGACGACCGGUCAUAUGGUUAACUCACUUACUGAACUGGAGAUCAAGUACAAAGGUUUCCCACCAACAGGCUUUGAAGAUUACCACAUCGGGAAAAAGAAAAAGAAGAAGAAAAAUGGUACAUCUUUCGAUAUACCUCCUGAAUUCCAGGAAUCUAUCGAUGAGUAUGAAAGGAAGUUGCGCAACUCAAAGAAGCAAAGGAAACGAAAGCGCAAGAGAGACAGACUGCAGAACCUGUACAUUGGAUACUGGCCGACCACUCCCGUCAGGAAACCAAACAGCAGUGGUGGUUGGCCAAUUGAAUACGGAUGGAGUAUAGAGCACGUAUGGUGAUCGCCAGCUCCCUUCUGCUCGUCAAAUACAUAUGUAUAACCAUGUACAGUCACAGGUCAAAAGUCCACUGCCACUGUGAGUGAUGUUCACACGCCAAUGCGUAAGUAAUUUCAUAUUAAUGUGCAUAAAACGUACACAUAUACACGAGCACGCGUGCGCACGGCUAAAAAUAUGCGUGUGCAUGUGUGUAUAAGCUCUGCAGCGCAACCGAUAGUAGUCUUACGGUGGCAGUGGACUUUUGACCUUUGAUGACCGUACCUACAUACAUAUGUAGUAUAUUUGUGUCCAUCGUGAUGUCACGAUGGACACAAAUAACAAAUAUUAUAAUAUUUACGUGUGUGAAAAUUUAACGUGAAUUCAAUAUUGUAUUCCAAUAAAUAAAUAUUAAAGGUAACUAUUAUAAUUUGUAUUUUUGUACAAAGGGUGCCCUUAUCAUCUACAGAAUUUCUUUACUUGUUUGCACGAGCGAAUCUCCUGAACUACUGGUUUCGAAUCGAAUAAUUCUUUUUGUGUUGGAUAGUCCUAUCGACGAAGCCUAAGUAUAGGCUAUAAAAUAUCACGCUACGAUCAUUAGGAGCCGAGCAGAGCGGUAACUAGUAGAUUUUUUUAAACAAGCUUUUAUACAGCUCUGCACAUGAAAUUAUGGCAAACCCUUCUGAUGCAAUAGACGCUCAAAGUCAAGCAGUAAACCGC
Spodoptera litura is the source of this 3210-nucleotide messenger RNA. RefSeq lists its product as uncharacterized. NCBI's taxonomy places the organism in Eukaryota, Metazoa, Arthropoda, Insecta, Lepidoptera, Noctuidae. The record is from RefSeq and is a predicted model, not a curated record.